Durusdinium trenchii is the source of this 2606-nucleotide messenger RNA. The record is from the annotation of a GenBank genome assembly. NCBI's taxonomy places the organism in Eukaryota, Dinophyceae, Suessiales, Symbiodiniaceae.
CUCCAUUUGUGGUCAAACAGACAUGGCAUCAGAAGCCUCCAUGCAUGGUGUCAGCAUCGAGCCAGAGGCUGAUGAGACAGCCCAAGCAGAGGCCAAAGUCAAAGGGCUGGAGGAGAACACGACCUCCGUCCCUCUGGAGCAGAGAUCUGAAUCUGAUGGCGAGGACAGGCCAUCCGAGUGGAUCUUACCGCUGCUUCGGGGUCGCCGCGUCGGCGAAAUGGUGCACUUCCCCGAAGAGCUGAAGGUGGCAGGCCAGGUCUUCACCUCAGCCUAUGUGGAGCGCGACUUUCGAACUGCAUCUGGUGCCCAUCUUCUCCGGCUGUAUCCCGGGGGCCUUCACUUCAUUGUGAAGUUUGCGGAUGUGCGCCAAGAGCAUGCGAUGAUGAUGGCCCUGAAGGAGAUGAACCGCCGGUGGCAGCAGCAUGCUGUAGAAGUUUGCGGCCAACCGGUGCAUGCUUUGACCUACCAGAUCUUUCCCAUUGGAUCUUCUGGAGGCCUCAUAGAAGCGGUACUUGGAUGCCGAACGCUACGUGAAUUGAAAAAGCUCUGCCGCGAACCACAGGAACGUGUCUAUGAAGCUUUGGGUGGUGAAUCACAGAAGCUUGACACCUUGGCUGCUUCAACCACAGCUUAUUUGACAGCCUGCUAUGCACUGGGAGUUCGUGAUGGUCACGAUGAUAACAUCAUGCUGCGGGAGGAUGGUUCCCUCUUCCGCGUGGAUUUUGGCUUCGUGUUUGGAGCCACUCCUGAGAUCGACACCCCGCAGACGGUGGUCGCGCGAGCCGUGACCUUCGCCCUUGGGGAGCGCUGGCUGGAAGUGGUGGCAGCCUGUGGGGACUCACUGACGGCCCUCACCGGAGACAGUUAUGGAAGCCCUCCUGCCUUUGAUUGCUUGAGCAGCGUGCCGGAACUGGAGGCAUACUUGCCUCUUGCUAGAUCACAUACGGCUUCCCUGAGUCUUGCACGGUUCUGCCACGAUGUGUCCUGUGCCGAUCAGUGGUCCUUCUCGCGCGCCGCCAAGAACACGCUGCGGGAGGCAGUGCAGUUCCUGCGGGAUCAAGCCGGCCUUGGUCCAGAGCAAAGUGACGAGGCAGAAGAGACGUUGGAGCCACCGGAAUGGAUCUCAGGAUCAGAGCCACUGAGUGAUCCCUUCAUGGAUCUCAACCUUUUCCUUGAUUCCGGAGUGGACCUCCUGGGACUCUACCGCGCCCUGGAAGACAUGCCUGCUGAGUCCGACAGUGACCUCAUGGAUUGGUUCCUCACGGGCCCUGUGGCGGACCUUUUCACGAUGGCCAAUGAGGGCCUCAGUAGAGAGGAUCUUCAAGCUGAUCCGACGGUGAAGCAUGUUGGUCAUCUUCCGCAGCAGUCACAGCGAACAUGGCCGGAGCCUGCCAGAGAGGGUGAUCCCAAAGUGCGCAUCAAAAAGGCCAGGGAGAUGUUGUCCAAGCUCUAUGAAGGCAUGGCGGCCCUCCGAAAGCCUCACCUGCCUAACCUGCCCUUCCCCGUGGAUCCCCGUGGACGGAGCGAUCCGAAGCGGAGCUUGCGGCCUUCGCAGCCUACUCCAGCUUCCCUUCAUGGGCUACAUGGGAGUGGCUACAUGGGAGGGUCUCCUGUGUCGCACCAGGAGUGGCCCAACGCGUUGAGGGCCUCGUGUCGGCCCAACGCAUCCCCGAUCCUGCCGGUCCAGCUGCCGAGCCUGCCGAUGAACGAUCCUUUUGCACGGACACCUCCCGCCACACCUCGGGAGCCAUUUCCGCAACUGUUGGAGGUGAUGUCGCCGGAUCGGAUGCCAGAAGCCUUCGUCUCACAGACAUGUCGCCCGGCCAAUACGUACAAGCCGUCAUGUGGAAUGUACCAGGUGCCUUAUGCGAACGCUUCAAGCCACCAGCAACUGGGCGCCAGGAAAGGCUUUGGGAUGCGAAACGCGAUGGUGAUGGUGAAAGGCGAUGUGAAGACCCUUUCCUGACAGUCAGUCAUUGCACAAAGAAGUCAUGAACUGACCAACCAAGCAAAGCCAUAUAAUAUAUAGUUAUAUAUACAGUAAUCAGUAAUCCUUCUAUAUAUACUCUUUUCGAUGCUGCUGUUUGUGAGGAAGACACUGCAUUCUUUGUAGGUUUGAGAGAAAGACCCGCCGAGAAAGAGAACCUGGUGGACUGAAUACUGUAAUGUGACCGUAAAAAGAGAGGCACAAGCACACGGGGGUCGGUAGUUUCUGGAAAGAUGCCAGUGAAAAGAUGUCCCAAAAACACCAAUCAAACUUCGCUGAGGCGGAGCGGCAUGAGCUGUGCCCACAUCUCAGAGUGAUGAGCUGUGACGUUUGAUCACGAUUCCGAUCUGGAUGGCCAAGGCCGGUCGUUCACCUGAGCCGGUCGUUCCACGGGUCUUGGGCCCGCCAAAGAUGCAGUCAUGGCCUCCAGCUGCUUCAUGGAGCCGUUGAGGGCGGUGCCAGCCAUAGGCAGCAAGUCCAACAGGGACACGGUCAAAUGAUCGCACCGUCGUAUUUUUUGAGGAAUCGAUGCUUGCCGAAAGGCUUGCAGAUCUUUGUGCUUCCGGUCAUGUCUAGACUGUCGAAGUGAGCCUAGGUGAGCGGUUGCUUGUCUCAUGCA